AAAACAUGUGCAGUAUGCUUUUACAUUUAACAGCCAAGUUAUGGGAAACAAAUGGAAUGAAACAUCUAAAAAGGCAACAGAAGAGGGAAAGCCAGACACUGAAGAAAGAGGUCAGUGCCUUCCGCGGGGCUUCGGCACUCCCAACAAUGUAUCCCUUACAGGAGCGGUGAGAGCUGGCUCUUCCUCUGGUCCCUCUGGAGUCUCUUCAAAACACAGUUACCAUGGACACAAACUUGACCGGGAGAGGACCGUGCGUGAUUGACUGCCAGCAAUCUGAUCCACUGAAAGACAUUGACAACCAAUAGGAAGCGGAGUGCGCCUUGUUUCCAUGGGAGGCCCCGGGAGGCGAUGCCAAGCCGCUCGAAAAGCAACACAGUGAGCGGGGAGAGAAGCGCAGGCAGCAGCCGGGGACUGUGGAGAUCCUUCAGCCGCCUCUGUGCCCCCUUCUGAACGCGGAUGAAAGCGAGGUCGCUAGGUGGCCGGACAGAACAGAAAGGAGACUGCUGCAGACCGCGCGUCAAUUAAAGCCACAGCAGCAGCAGCAGCAGCGCAGAAUGGAUGGAUUUCACGACCAGAGAGUGCCUUACUGUAACUCCAAAAAGCCGCAAGAAAAGACAACAAGCUGCCAGAGGCCAGCACAUGACAGAAAGAGAAAAUUCAUUAAGUCCGACCUGGCUCUGGACACUGAAGAGCUCUUCCAGGACCUCAGUCAGCUGCAGGAGACUUGGCUCGCAGAAGCUCAAGUUCCCGACAAUGACGAGCAGUUCGUUCCAGACUUCCAGACUGAAAACUUGGCUUUCCACGGACUGCAGCUGAAGAUCAAGAGGGAGCUGCACAGCCCGUGUUCAGAGCUGAGCUCCAACUGCAGUCAGGAGCGACCCUUCAAGCUCCAGUAUGGAGAGAAGUGUCCGUACAACAUCAGUGCCUAUGAGCAGAAGCAGCCUGCAGGAAUGAAGCCCUCCAGCCCAGUGACGCCCCCCUGUAGCACCCCAGUGUCCCCCCUCCAUCAUGCCUCACCCACGGCGGCCCCGACUCCCAAACCAGACAGGACCUACGCCCACAUACCGUCCUCGCAGCCGCUCCCUGACAACACGUACUCUAUGGACCACAGAUUUCGUCGUCAGCUCUCAGAGCCGUGUCACUCGUUCCCCUCCCCGCCGACGAUGACUCGGGACAGCCGGCCCAUCUACCACCGGCAGAUGUCUGAGCCCAACAUCCCCUUCCCUCCGCAAGGCUUCAAGCAGGAGUAUCCCGACCCCCUGUUCGAGCACCCGGCCAUGAUGGGGGCACCUCUACCCCACGCGUACCCUCCCAGCAUGAUGAUCAAACAGGAGCCGAGAGAUUUCACCUACGACUCAGCAGAAGUGCCUAGCUGCCAUUCGGUCUACUUACGGCAAGACGGCUUUCUGGCUCACACUAACAGGACUGAAGGUUGUAUGUUUGACAAAGUGGUGAGGCAUUUCUACGAUGACACCUGCGUCGUGCCCGAGAAGGUUGAAGGUGACAUCAAGCAGGAGACGGGGCUGUACCGGGAGGGUCCGUCGUACCAGCGCAGAGGCUCACUGCAGCUCUGGCAGUUUCUGGUGGCUCUGCUGGACGACCCGUCAAACUCACACUUCAUCGCCUGGACCGGCCGCGGCAUGGAGUUCAAACUCAUCGAGCCAGAGGAGGUGGCGCGUCGGUGGGGGAUACAGAAGAAUCGACCCGCGAUGAAUUAUGACAAGCUCAGCCGAUCUUUGCGCUACUACUACGAGAAGGGGAUCAUGCAAAAGGUGGCCGGAGAGAGAUACGUCUACAAGUUCGUGUGCGACCCCGAGGCCUUGUUCUCCAUGGCGUUCCCCGACAAUCAGCGGCCGGUGCUGAAGACGGACAUGGAGCGGCAGAUCAACGAGGAGGACACGGUGCCGCUGUCACACUUUGAUGAAAACAUGGCCUACGUACAGGAGGGCCCGUACUGCCAGCCGCACCCUUACAGCGAGGGUUAUGUUUAUUAACGUCAGCUCCACACACACACACACACACACUCUCUCUCUCUCUCUCUCACACACACACACACACACUCAACAUACACACACCUCUCCCCUCCCCCUCCUCUGCCUCCUCUGUCCAUACACCUGAGACUGUCAUGUCCUCUAAUUCACAGUCGCUCCGGGAAUAAGAGUGAACACACACACACACACACACACACACACACACACACACACACACACACACACACACACACACACACACACACACACACACACACACACACACACACACAGUGGAGCUUCCCCUCUCUCUCUGUCUCUCUCUCACAUGUACACACCUCUUUCUUUUUUCUUUCGCUCUUGUUUUUCUGACGUUGAAGCCGCACAGCAGGAUGGAGAGUGCACUUUAUGGACAGGACCGGCUCGGUGUUAACCUGCCAGAGGUUAGCUAGCUAUGUGGUUGGCUUUUUACAGCUGUUUUGUGUUUGUACAUUAAUGUGGGAAUUAUUCAGUUUAUUUUUUUUUUUAUUCUUAUGAUUUUGAGCAUGUGGCGCCCUGCUGAGACAGGACUCAACUACCUGGACUAAGACACAGUCUCGUCUGCUGGAAGGAUGAUCCUUUUUUGUCCUUUUUAGCCAUCCUGUACUUUGAAGCUCAUUUAAGUGCAAACUGGCGACGUAUUGUAUCGAUACUUUUAUGGUGAAGUGACAUGAUUAUAGACUUUAAAAUGUGAUAAUAAAAAGAGACAUUAAGCCGCCUCACGACCAGUACGAGCACAGCACCUCCUGUCCAGUCAGAGCCCCCUCGUCCAACCUCAUCAUGUGGGUGUUUCUGCUGUUACUGGAUGGAUCUAUUGACGGCUGAGAAUCCUUGCAGUUUGUAAAGAUGAAACACUGGCAUACAAGGAUGAACUCGAAUGGAAACUCUUCCUCGGUAUCACAUGUGAACGGCCUCUGUUAAGGAUAAAUCAAUAAAGCUCCAGGCCUCUGUAAAAUAACUCAUCAUUCACUGUAAACAGCGGUUUCUCCUUUUGUUUUCUGGGACACACGAAAGCAGCGGACAUUUAUUUAUCCAUCAGGUGUUCAGUUUUCUGAUGAAGAACAGGUGAAAGUGUAUGUACAGCUAAGGUUGAGACAGAUGAUUAUUUGCAUCCCCAAAACACAAACACAGAUUUUAUUGGCUUAAACAAAAAAAAAUCUGAUCAUGAAUUGAGAUUUUCUUUCUCUGUUUUGUUUGUUUCUGUUUUGUUCCAGGUGAACAUGACGUGUAUAUUUAUGCUUCGCCAUCAUAAGGUUACGUUUUGUUUAAAAAAAUAAAAAAAUGGAGAGAAGAUAAAGGAAAUAUUUAGAGUUUUAUAAUGUGAUGAAAACAAUUCAUGUUAAAGAAAAAGUGUUCCACUGUAUAAUCAGGUAAAUACACAUUUUGUUGCUGCUUCAAAUUGUUUGUGUAUUUUCUAGACUUAAAAAAAAGAAAAGAAGUGUAACGGUCAUGACCUGAUAUUCUUUUUUCUUUCAUUUUCUGUUUUUUUUUCUUGUUUUUUUUUGUUAAAUUUGAGCGUCUAAAGAAGGAAUCUCCUCCGUCUGAUCUCGAGGUUCACAUGUGUCGAGGCUGGGAUUGGCAAUAGUGAAAAAUUCUGUAAUAAAAUAGUUCUGAAAACAAAGUUA
This is a messenger RNA of Notolabrus celidotus (New Zealand spotty), 3634 nucleotides long. It is a transcript of the gene etv1, whose product is annotated as ETS variant transcription factor 1. The record is from RefSeq and is a predicted model, not a curated record. Gene Ontology annotation, molecular function: DNA-binding transcription factor activity, RNA polymerase II-specific; sequence-specific DNA binding. Lineage: Eukaryota; Metazoa; Chordata; Actinopteri; Labriformes; Labridae. Bases 555 to 1994 code for a protein of 479 amino acids. Gene Ontology annotation, cellular component: nucleus. The transcript is spliced from 15 exons. Gene Ontology annotation, biological process: regulation of transcription by RNA polymerase II; cell differentiation.